UCUACAGGGGCAGGUAAUUCACUGGUCCACAAGCGGUCUCCUUUACGUCGAAAUCAAAAGACCCCAACAUCCUUGACCAAGCUGUCUUUACAGGAUGAACAUAAAAUCAAAAAGCCAGCAUGUAAAUUUGAAGAGGGUCAGGAUGUCCUAGCUAGAUGGUCAGAUGGCUUGUUUUAUCUUGGAACUAUCAAAAAGAUAAACAUAUUGAAACAGAGCUGCUUUAUCAUAUUUGAAGACAGUUCUAAAUCCUGGGUUCUCUGGAAGGACAUUCAAACAGGAGCCUCUGGAAGUGGGGAAAUGGUCUGUACAAUAUGUCAAGAAGAGUAUUCAGAAGCUCCCAAUGAAAUGGUUAUAUGUGAUAAGUGUGGCCAAGGCUAUCAUCAGCUGUGUCACACACCUCAUAUUGAUUCCAGUGUGAUUGAUUCAGAUGAAAAAUGGCUCUGUCGACAGUGUGUUUUUGCAACAACAAUCAUGAAGCAGACGUUACCCUAUAGUGUGGCAGACCUUGAAUGGGAUGCAGGUCAUAAAACCAAUGUUCAGCAGUGUUACUGCUAUUGUGGAGGCCCUGGAGACUGGUAUUUAAAGAUGCUACAGUGCUGCAAAUGUAAGCAGUGGUUUCAUGAAGCCUGUGUGCAAUGCCUUCAAAAGCCAAUGCUGUUUGGAGACAGGUUUUACACAUUUAUUUGCUCUGUCUGCAGUUCUGGACCAGAAUACCUCAAGCGUCUACCAUUGCAAUGGGUAGAUAUAGCACACCUAUGCCUUUACAACCUAAGUGUUAUUCACAAGAAGAAAUACUUUGAUUCUGAACUCGAGCUCAUGACAUACAUUAAUGAAAACUGGGAUAGAUUACAUCCUGGAGAGCUGGCAGACACACCAAAAUCUGAAAGAUAUGAGCAUGUUCUGGAGGCAUUAAAUGAUUACAAGACCAUGUUUAUGUCUGGGAAAGAAAUAAAGAAGAAGAAACAUUUGUUUGGGUUGCGAAUUCGUGUUCCUCCUGUGCCACCAAAUGUGGCUUUCAAAGCAGAGAAAGAACCUGAAGGAACAUCCCAUGAAUUUAAAAUUAAAGGCAGAAAGGCAUCCAAACCCCUGUCUGAUUCAAGGGAAGUUAGCAAUGGCCUAGAAAAAAAAGGAAAGAAAAAGUCUGUAGGUCGUCCACCUGGCCCAUACACAAGGAAAAUGAUUCAAAAACCUACUGAGCCACCUUUGGAUAAGGAAUCCAUUUCAGAGAACCCUACUUUGGAUUUACCUUGUUCUAUAGGGAGAACUGAGGGGCCUGCACAUUCAUCCAAUACCUCAGACAUGGACUUUACGGGUGCUUCCAGUGCAAAAGAAACUACCUCGUCUAGCAUUUCCAGGCAUUAUGGAUUAUCUGACUCCAGAAAAAGAACUCGUACGGGAAGAUCGUGGCCUGCUACAAUACCACAUUUGAGGAGGAGAAGAGGUCGUCUUCCAAGAAGAGCACUCCAGACUCAGAAUUCAGAAAUCGUAAAAGAUGAUGAUGGCAAAGAAGAUUAUCAGUUUGAUGAACUGAAUACAGAGAUUCUUAAUAACUUAGCAGAUCAGGAGUUACAACUCAAUCAUCUUAAAAACUCCAUUACCAGCUAUUUUGGUGCUGCAGGUAGAAUAGCAUGUGGUGAAAAAUACCGAGUUUUGGCUCGUCGAGUGACACUUGAUGGAAAGGUGCAGUAUCUUGUGGAAUGGGAAGGAGCAACUGCAUCCUGACUGUAGGACUGAACAUUAUGUUCACUGCACUCUCAUUUCUGUAGGUACAAGUCAAAGCCCUGAAGAAGCAAGGCUUUUAGUAUCUUU
Molecule: messenger RNA, 1809 nt
Organism: Elephantulus edwardii (Cape elephant shrew)
Lineage: Eukaryota; Metazoa; Chordata; Mammalia; Macroscelidea; Macroscelididae
Product: metal-response element-binding transcription factor 2-like
Exons: 14
Coding region: 298-1722 (474 amino acids)
Biological process (GO): regulation of DNA-templated transcription; chromatin organization
Cellular component (GO): nucleus
Molecular function (GO): chromatin binding; DNA binding
Source: RefSeq, a predicted model, not a curated record